AUGGAACUUGGGUCAAUGACAACGCUAGAAUCCCUUGAUCUAUCAGACAAUAGAUUAAAUGGGUCGAUCCCAACCUUUAAAGGAGAUUACAAGAACAUGUUUCUCUUGAACCUGAGCUAUAACAAAUUUGGCCAAAAUAUUCCAAGGGAGAUAGGGAGGAUAACUCAGCUUAAUGUACUUGACUUGAGCUAUAAUCUCCUGGUUGGAAAUAUUCCCCCUCAGUUAUCCAAUCUGAAGGUCUUGGUAAACUUAAAUCUUUCCCACAAUGGCCUAUCUAGGCACAUUCCUAAAGAACUUGAAAGUUUGACUGGUUUGCUGGAUGUUGUAUUGUCAUACAAUGAUUUGGAAGGUCCAAUCCCUAAUAAUAAAGCUUUUAUGAAUGCUUUGCUAGAAGGUAAUAAAGGUCUUUGCGGCAAUGUAACAGGAUUCCAGCCCUGCAAAAAGCCAUCUUCUGUAGUGAAAAAGCACUCAAUAGCAAAGGGACGUAAACUCAUCCUCAUCACUGUACUUCCUGUUAUGGGAGCACUAGUACUGCUCUGUGUUUUCAUUGGUGUUCUCUUUAUGUGUAAUAAAAGAAGGAGAGUUAAAGACGUUGAAAGAAGGGAUGGUGAUGGUUGGCUUUCGAUAUCCAUGUUAGAUGGAAAGGCAUUGUACAGGGAUAUCUUAAAUGCCACAGAGGAGUUUGAUGCAAAAUUUUGCAUUGGGCAAGGAGGACAAGGAAGUGUUUACAAGGUAAAUCUUCCAUCAUUAGGGAAUAUAGCUGUGAAGAGACUUCACUCUUCAUUUCAGAAUACACAUCCCAAAAGCUUCAUCAAUGAAGUAAGGGCAUUGACUGGGAUUAAGCACCGAAACAUUGUGAACCUCUACGGCUAUUGUUCAAAAGCACAACACUCACUCUUGGUUUACGAGUAUGUGGAGAGGGGGAGUUUGUCUAGUAUUUUGAGCAAUGAAGUUGAGUCCAAGAAAUUGGAUUGGCUUAAAAGGGUGAAUAUCAUCAAGGGUGUUGCUUUUUCUUUAUCUUACAUGCACCAGGAUUGUUCACCACCCAUUGUUCAUCGAGACAUAAGUAGCAGCAAUGUUUUGCUUGAUUCUGAGUAUGAAGCUCGUGUUGCAGACUUUGGACUAGCGAAGAUUCUCAAUCCAGACUCAUCCAAUUGCACUACACUUGCUGGCACAUAUGGCUAUGUCGCACCUGAGCUUGCAUAUACAAUGAAGGUUACAGAGAUGUGUGAUGUUUAUAGCUUUGGAGUAUUAACAUUGGAGAUAAUCAAAGGAAAGCAUCUUGGGGAAUAUAUUACUGUGCUAGCAAAUUUGUCGACUAUAGAUCACAAGCAGCUUAGUGAUUUGCUAGAUGAACGAAUUCCAUAUCCUGAAGAAGAAUUAAAAGAUGUUUUGGUUUUUAUCAUCAAGCUAGCAAGCUCUUGUUUGCUUGAAGCUCCAAAAUCAAGGCCAACAAUGCACUUCAUAUCUCAUAAGUUAUCAUCAAUGGAUGCACGUCCACCUACUCUUGUAAAGCGAGCUUUGUAA
Solanum stenotomum is the source of this 1527-nucleotide messenger RNA. RefSeq names its product MDIS1-interacting receptor like kinase 2-like. NCBI's taxonomy places the organism in Eukaryota, Viridiplantae, Streptophyta, Magnoliopsida, Solanales, Solanaceae. Gene Ontology annotation, biological process: protein phosphorylation. The record is from RefSeq and is a predicted model, not a curated record. The transcript is spliced from 2 exons. The coding region runs from base 1 to 1527 and encodes 508 amino acids. Gene Ontology annotation, molecular function: protein kinase activity; ATP binding; protein binding.